CAAAGCGUUUAUUUGAUAUCCUUUUGGAUUCUGGCGCUGAAAGCGGGCCAAUCUUCGAAAUGCCUGUCGUUAACGUCGAAGAUUUGGUCCGUCUCCAGCGGAAACCCGAUGACAUACGAAACAUAUGCAUCCUGGCACACGUAGACCAUGGCAAGACGUCCCUGACAGACAGUCUCAUUGCCACAAAUGGCAUCAUCUCUCCAAAGCUGGCGGGCAAGAUCCGCUAUCUGGAUUCCCGUCCAGAUGAACAGAUCCGUGGCAUUACGAUGGAGUCAUCGGCGAUUUCGUUAUAUUUCUCCAUGCUUCGGCGCCCAGCACCAAAUGCCACUCCGGAACACAAGGAGUAUCUGGUCAACUUGAUUGACUCGCCGGGCCAUAUCGAUUUCAGCAGCGAGGUAUCGACGGCAUCUCGUCUCUGUGAUGGUGCGCUUGUCCUCGUAGAUGCGGUAGAGGGUGUCUGCAGCCAGACAGUUACCGUCCUACGGCAGACGUGGGUGGAGCAGCUGAAGCCCAUCCUGGUCAUUAACAAAAUGGAUAGGCUGGUGUCUGAGUUGAAAAUGAGCCCCCAUGAGGCAUAUUCUCAUUUGACUAGACUGUUGGAACAAGUGAAUGCUGUUCUGGGUAGUUUUUAUCAGGGGGAGCGCAUGGAGGAAGACCUACAUUGGCGUGAACGUAUGGAGGAGCGGGCAAAUGCAUCAACUACUGCUGGGAACAAAACCGUUUCUAAGAAACAAGCGGAUGAUGCGGUAUCUGAAGCGUCCGCUGCUACUGAGCAACUGAGUGCUGCUGAAUUCGAGGAGCGAGACGAUGAAGAUAUUUAUUUUGCUCCUGAGAAAAAUAACGUUAUCUUCUGCAGUGCGGUAGAUGGUUGGGCUUUCACGGUGCGGCAGUUUGCGGGGAUUUAUGAGAAGAAACUCGGAAUGAAAAGGGCUGUCUUGGAAAAAGUCCUCUGGGGUGACUACUACCUUGAUCCAAAGACAAAACGUGUGCUCGGGUCAAAGCAUCUAAAGGGAAGAGCACUGAAACCAAUGUUCGUCCAACUCGUUCUCGACAGCAUCUGGGCAGCAUACGAAGCUACGACCGGUGGAGGGAAAGGAAAAGGUGACCCCGUCUUAUUGGAAAAGAUCACAAAGUCUCUGAACAUCACCAUCCCUCCUUACAUUCUGCGCGCAAGAGACCCCCGAAACAUAAUGACCACGUUAUUUUCGAUGUGGCUCCCCCUAUCCACAGCUGUCCUGGUGUCCGUGGUUGAAUAUCUACCAAGUCCCCGAGCCGCUCAAGCCGAGCGCUUACCGAGAAUGAUUGAGGGAUCACCAGGUUCCAAUUUCGUUGAUAAGAAAGUCAGAGAUGCCAUGGUUGACUUGAAGAUGGGUCCAAACGACCCCGUCGUGGCAUAUGUGAGUAAGAUGGUAGCUGUCCCAGAGAGUGAACUUACAUCUAGUAAAAGCCGAGGAGGGGGCGGGAGUAUGACGGCGGACGAAGCUAGAGAGAUUGCAAGACGGAAGAGAGACGAAAUUGCUAAACUACAAGCGGAAGCCAAUGAGGGACAGUCCGAUGAUUUCUCUCGGGUCACAUCGGCUUUCGAAAGAACAUCCUUGAUCACGGAGGUGGUUGAUGCCCCUGAGGAGAAGGAAGAUCCUGAACAUCUUAUUGGAUUUGCGCGCCUAUAUUCAGGAACUCUGUCCGUUGGAGAUUCAAUAUAUGUCUUGCCACCAAAGUUCUCACCAGCACAUCCCCACACGAGCCCCGAACCACAAAAGGUCACUGUUACGGACCUCUAUCUCCUAAUGGGAAGAAGUUUCGAGCCACUUAGCUCGAUUCCAGCAGGCGUGGUCUUCGGCAUCGGAGGUCUUGCAGGCCGAGUUCUCAAGACAGGUACACUAUGCAGCCAACUGGAAGGAAGUGUCAAUCUUGCAGGUGUUUCCUUGAAUUCACCACCUAUUGUGCGCGUUGCCCUUGAGCCGGUGAAUCCCGCAGAUCUGGGUAAGAUGAUUACUGGGCUACGGCUCCUCGAACAAAGCGACCCCUGUGCACAGUAUGAGGUGCUUCCCAAUGGCGAGCAUGUCAUACUAACCGCCGGCGAACUGCAUCUGGAACGUUGUCUAAAGGACCUGCGAGAGCGCUUUGCGAAAUGCGAAAUCCACGCUGGUGAAACAAUGGUACCGUAUCGAGAAACCAUCGUCAGUGCACCCGAAAUGACACCUCUAAAGCAACCAGAACUUGGACGAGGAGGUAUUCUUGCAGUUUCUCCAUCAAAACAGCUGUCUAUUCGCCUGCGUGUGGUUCCAUUGCCUGCGAUAGUAACUGAGUUUUUUAACAAGCACGUUGGAACCAUUAAACGACUUCAGCAGGAAAAGCGUCUGGGGCCUGAAAAUACAUCCAACUCGGAGGAAGUAGAGAGCACGCAACAAGCAGAAGCUAGCGAUGCUACCUCGGAAUCCCGUGAGGCGAAUGUUCUCCCGCUUAGGGAAUUCAGGCAUGAACUAGAGAAGCUUUUCGGAGAGGUCAAGGAUGACCGGGAUCUAUGGACAAAUGUCGUGGAUCGAAUAACAGCCUUCGGGCCGCGACGAGUAGGACCAAAUAUUCUCAUUGAUGCUACAACAGUAAACACCUGCGAGAAAUUCCUCCUUGAAGACCCCAAGCCGCAACCCAGCAUCAUCGCAGACAGUGACAACAAAGAAGCCCACAUCGUCCGCGACUUCUGUGACAAGAUCACGUAUGCCUUUCAACUUGCAACCGGACAGGGACCACUAUGUCUAGAGCCCAUCCAGGGAAUAGCCGUGUUUCUAGAAGAGCUAUCCGUGAACACGAACGGCGAGGAGCUCGACCUUGGCCGACUUACAGGCGAAGCAAUCCGAUUAGUCCGCGAUGGUAUAUCUCAGGGCUUCCUCGACUGGAGUCCUCGAAUCAUGCUUGCAAUGUAUAGUUGUGAGAUUCAAGCAUCAACGGAGGUCCUUGGCCGCGUCUACGCCGUAAUAACCCGCCGACGAGGCCGCAUCCUCUCCGAAACCAUGAAAGAAGGAACCCCCUUCUUCACCAUCUUGUCGUUACUCCCCGUCGCGGAAUCAUUCGGUUUCGCCGAGGAAAUCCGCAAGCGCACCUCUGGCGCCGCGCAGCCGCAGCUCAUCUUCGCAGGGUUCGAAGCCCUCGAUGAAGAUCCGUUCUGGGUCCCCGCGACGGAGGAAGAACUGGAAGAUCUGGGUGAGUUGGCGGAUCGGGAGAAUGUGGCGAAGAGAUAUGUUGAUGCUGUGAGGACGAGGAAGGGGUUGAUGGUUAAGGGGAGGAAGUUGGUUAAAGAUGCGGAGAAGCAGAAGACUUUGAAGAAGUAGGUUGCAUGCAUUCUUCCAUUUGACAUGGCGCAGAUGCUGGAAUGGUAGUAUAUAGAUGGAAUGCAUGUGGUAUGGGUUAUUUGUUGUUGGAGUAUGUAUAUAAGUCGGAUAUGCAUUGCAACAUUGCAUCGGGGGAAGAGAAAAGUGAUCUGUGUCUUAUGGAUUGAUUUGCUCUUAAUCUACUCUACUACAUACCAGAAAGAGGCUCGCAUUCCAUCCCUUUUAAGAUAUGUACCCUCAUCAAUGAAAAAUUUCCAGAUUUCACAGCAAAAGAAAUAGGAAAGAGGACUAUGAAAAAGGUUAUGACAAUGAUAUCCCUCCAGUGACAACCACAGACUGACAUUGAUGAAGUCAAGACCACGGAUACUGAGGAGGUUGAACGGUAGAUCUCGUAGUAGAAAGCUACAAUGAAAGACAGCUGGAGAAAAAAAAAAGUGGAUAUGGAUAUGGCUUCUCAUUAAGUCUUUUUUUUUCUCGAGAGGUUCCGAGUCUAUUCGUAGUGCCCAUCGGGUACCUCUAGACCUCUAGUGAUGGUAACACGUUGAUUCAUCAUUCGUAGAUAUGUCGAGUUUGUAUCAAUGCUUGACGUUGCGUCAAGUCAACCUGUCGUUGCAAUGCUGCCGUCUGCAUGAAUUAUGGAGAAAUAGCCAUUAUUGCUAGCAGGAUCGAGCGCAGUUGCAGGCAGGACCUUCUGGCUGACACUGCCGAUGUGAAUGAGCUGCUGCGAAAUGAAGCUUCGCAAUCCAAAGCAGCUCGCAUUUCUGAUAUAUCAGUGUGAGCCCCAAACUGCAGUGGGUAUACGGUGGGGCAUGACGCGAGUUAUCAUGAACAUUUCCUUCCUUCACUGUUUUGGAAAGAAAGAAUCAGAUUCCUCAGAAGGGACGAGCCACCUUUCUCGACUCCCCAACCCCAGUCGCGGGAUCCCUCAUCUCCUUCCAGCUGACAGGAAACAUCAUGUUACCAGCCUCACUCCGUGCCAUUACGACACCAAGAUCAUUCCGCGCCGUGGUAAGAUAAUAGAAGCUCUGGUCACCCAGCGAGAUGACCGAACCGCGCACAAUAUCUCCGACGCGAAACAUCUCAUCCAUGACAACGCGGUCUUUCUCAACGGCACGCACAUCCUCUUUGCGAAUGAGAGCUUGGAAACGCAGCUCGUCUGAGCUGCUGUGGUUCUCCACGUUCACUGCGGAUGUGAGGAUGGACUCGAUGUCGUCGUUGUCUGAAGCGAGCUGCGAAUCAUCGAGCACGACUAGGAUGGAAACGGUGGCUUGGCGUUUCUGGACACGUGUUACUCGUGCCAGGACGAUAGAGUCAACCGCGGGGAGGGUGUUGUAUCUUAGUUUUGAUUUUGGGGGUGCAGGUUUGGUAGAUGAUGCUGCUGGUGUCGGUACCGGUUUGACUCCAUUGGGAGAUAAAUUAGAUGUUCCUUCACCAGGAGACGCAUGGUUAUAUGUCCGAGAAACAGUGAGAACGGACUUUUGUUUGGCACCUGGCUGAGCAGGGUUUGCAACCACCGGGCCAGCAAUUGAGGCGUAUACGUGUGCGUUCAGGACGUGUGUGCCAGGACCAGCAGAGUAAGAAGAAGUCGGUCCCAGUCGCUGGCCUGGAACAGCCAGAGGCGGGAGACUGGUCGCCAUUCCAAAGAAUGACAGAGAGUCGAGUGUGGAUGGCUGAGGGGUGAGGAAG
Molecule: messenger RNA, 5015 nt
Organism: Monascus purpureus
Lineage: Eukaryota; Fungi; Ascomycota; Eurotiomycetes; Eurotiales; Aspergillaceae
Source: the annotation of a GenBank genome assembly